Hypoxylon trugodes is the source of this 1530-nucleotide messenger RNA. RefSeq lists its product as uncharacterized. Gene Ontology annotation, biological process: regulation of DNA-templated transcription. The transcript has a single exon. NCBI's taxonomy places the organism in Eukaryota, Fungi, Ascomycota, Sordariomycetes, Xylariales, Hypoxylaceae. Gene Ontology annotation, molecular function: DNA binding. Bases 1 to 1530 code for a protein of 509 amino acids. The record is from RefSeq and is a predicted model, not a curated record.
AUGGAUGCGCCUUUCCACGAAUCGGUGUAUCGAAGGAAUUUCGAUGGUGUCGAGGAGAAAUCCCAAGGUGGGAUUGACGAGUUCGAGCCAAGUAUCCCCCCACCUCUCUCCUCCGAUCUACUAGGAUUAGUAACUACAGCACCGCCAGGUGAAGAACAUAUCGAAGGAAACCCUAACUACGAGCAGAACAUUCUUGAGCUAGAUGAUAUUGUGGCUACUCCAUGGCAAUAUCUUGAUACGGCAGAUAUCAGUAUUGAUGAAUUCUUUCGUAACAAUGGGGCUUGGCGACCUCCGGAACCUUGUACCUAUUGUAGCCGUCUACGCUUACAGUGUUUCAUGCUUCAAACGACAUCAGCAAAUCCGAAUCCGAUAAACUCCUGCUCUAGUUGCGUGGCUCUUUUUCGGCAAUGCAGUCUAGCAGAGCGAGGCAAGAGACUGCCGGCGGAGUUCGAGACUUUUGAGCCGGUUAUCAAUAACUUGCAUGGAGUAAACGAGGAGCCGGUAACAUCCUCGUCGUUAUCCAUGAAAAACGUCACAAGCGAACAAUCAAGAAGCACCAGAUCUCAAGCAGCCCCUAGCAAGAGAUUCCACUCCCGCUCUGUAAGGAGAACUCAAUUAUUGAGGUCAUGGUUCGCGUGCCACCUUGAUUAUCCGUACCCCUCGGAAGAGGAAAAGGUAUCCCUUGCUCAGCAAUCUGGGCUGAGCAGGACCCAAAUUGCGGAUUGGUUUCCAAAUGCUAGACGGCGACACCGAAUGUCCGCCGCCGCCAAAGCGUCGAGCAAGGUGAAUUUUCCGCAAGGAUCUCCGAUGCCUACCAGCGCGUCUAUGUUAAACAUGACUCCGUUUGAGCGCUGGCGACAGUCACCACCGGAUGAGGAGCCUAUCUCCGAAUCGGUAAUCCAACAAGCUCUUGAUUCGAGUUUAGGGGGUGUCAGUGGGUUUCAAGAAAUUGAAGCCCUUCAUACGGAUGCGGGUAUUUCGUCGGGGAGUGGGGGCUCAACAUUCAAUGUGUACGCACUAUGGCAAUACCCGUCGUCUGAUUCAACGUCGUCAGCCCACACCUACUCUUCUACGGAUGAUAUCUCUAUAUUUUCCACUUCGGCGGGUAGUUUGGAAGGAUUAAACCGAUCUAAAGAUCUUGCCAAGAAAAACCGAAGAUUCCAGUGUACAUUCUGCUCUCGCAGUUUCGCUCGGAAAUACGACUGGCGUCGCCACGAGAAGUCUGUUCAUGAUUCAAAUGAAAAGGCUGUGCAAUGGACCUGCGCAAUUCCGUUACCCAGUGGCCAACCCUCAUUAAUAUGGCGCCUCAACCAGCGAGAGCCAGAAUGCAUAUUCUGCGGGCACAUCUCUCCCACCGAAGAACACUUCCAAUCUCAUGAAUUCGAAGCUUGCGCCGAGCGCGCUGUGCCAGAUAGAACAUUCGCUCGUAAAGACCAUCUUUGGCAGCACUUGUAUAAAUUCCAUGGCUGUCGGAAGUGGGAUGGUUGGAAACCCGACCUGAACCUGCUCAGGCACGACUCCGGGGACUAG